This is a messenger RNA of Macrosiphum euphorbiae (potato aphid), 939 nucleotides long. Lineage: Eukaryota; Metazoa; Arthropoda; Insecta; Hemiptera; Aphididae. The record is from the annotation of a GenBank genome assembly.
AUGGAACGGUACCUGAAGGAAGAACCAAUGGUGUCAUCCUCGCCCACACGGUCCGAGUCACCAUGGCUGACGACGUGGUCAACGCGCGUGGAGGUGGAGGUGGGCCUGGACUGCGCGAGUAGCGUGACGUCCAACAGCAGUUCGCCUUCGACGUGUUGGUCCGGAUUCGCGACGCCGCCACCCAGCCCGCCGGACGAGACGGACGUGUCGCCGACUGUGGUGGCGUCGCUGCUGUCUUCGGCCGCAGCCGUCGCCGCAGCCGCAAAAGCCGCGGCCACCGCUUCGACCACAGGUGCGUCCGGUCGUGUAGCUUCCGCCGCGACCGCGUCCACCCCCGCCACGUCGGCGGCCGCCACCACCACCGCCGGUCUGCUGAAGGUGACCGUCGCCCCGGCCGCCGCGUCUGGGGCCACCGUCAGCCCGGUCAGCACCGCCAGUACCUGUACCGCCGGCACCAACAACGCCAGCACCAACACCACCGUCACCGUCGGCGGCCGUACGGCGGUCGGCACCGUGGCCGCAGUGGCGACGACGAUCACCGCCGCCGCGUCGCCCGCGCACCGCGAGCAUGGCACCGCCGCGGCCGCCGUUGUCCACGCUCCGGUGUUGUCCAUCACCACGGCCGCCGCCGUCGCGUACCACCCGAGGCUCCACCUGUCACCUGACGCCGCCAAGAAGAUACACAAGUGCAAGUAUCCCGGCUGUGAGAAGGUGUACACGAAGAGUUCGCACUUGAAAGCUCACCUCAGAACGCAUACCGGCGAAAAGCCGUACAAAUGCGAGUGGAUAGGCUGCGGCUGGAGCUUUGCCCGGUCGGACGAGCUGACCCGCCAUUACCGCAAGCACACUGGCGCCAAACCGUUCAAGUGUCGCCACUGCGAGCGAUGUUUCUCCAGGUCCGACCAUUUGGCGCUGCACAAGAAACGGCACUUCACUUAA